AUGACAAGCAAUUCUUCAUCGAAAAAAACAAAGCAACUUUCGGUGCCUGAGUCGUCCGAGAGCUUGCCAAAAACUGCCGAGCUAUCGGGGUCACAAGCGGAAAUGAUGCGCAAGUUUCGCGCGUACGUGGCUCCUACCCGGACCGUUUCACUGACCUCCUUUACCGGACUUAUUCUUCAUGCAGACAAUUAUUACGGCUUUGUGCACACCAAACGAGCUUUAAGUAGUUCUGGAACGAGUGGCAGUAGCAGCAGUUCAUCAAGUACCAAGUCGCCUAAUAACACAUCACUUACUACUUGGAUCUAUAGGCCCUCUACUGAGCUUGCUGGUGUUCUGACAGAGUACUCAGAUGCUAUUAAUACAGCUACAAUUCCAUGGCUUUAUGAACUGACCCUGUUACUCGCCAUUGACAAAGUGCCUGAGAUAACAAAACUUGAGCUAGUAUCACAGUUCCUUACUAAUUUUGAUCCCGACGAAGCCAAAAAAGUGGGCCAUGUUUUCCGAGAAUUUUCCCGACAGGUUCUUUUAGGUAUUAAAAGUUCUCAAUAUCAAACGGCGCUUCUCCACCUUUUGCGUAACGGUACUGAUCGUCUUGAGGCACACGCUAAAAAAUCCAAGGAUUCUACAAUCAGUGUUCAGUAUCACGAAUCUAGACUUACACCUUUGCAUUCAUCAUUUAUGAAACUUGCGAGUGAACUUUCUCACCAUGCAAUUGUAGCUCCAUAUCUCCCCAAAACUGCAAAUCAACCUGAUUCUGGACGUUUGUUCCAUUUGCAUUUUCGCCCAGACCCGCAGUUUGGCACAAACUAUGCCACACUUUUCAUUUAUUACUUUCAUGCCAGCAAACUUCUGUUUGAACAAAAGAAUUAUAUUGAGGCACUAGAGCAUGUUACUAUUGCUCUUGCAGCGUGUCCCUGGAUGCACAGUGAACUUGUUUUUGUGCACUUUGCAUUGACGUUACUUGUUGCGAGUAAUUUGAAAAAUAUUUCAGGCGAGGUUAAACGUAAUAAAAGCUCCGAAUUUGAAAAUAACCCCAACUCCAUUGAACUUCACAGCUCACACAUUUCUGUGGAUCAGUAUCUUAAUGCGGUGGGCAAGCUUCAAGGAAGAAACCUUUUUACAUAUCUUUACGGUGAAACUGCAGCCCCCGUAGAGGCUAUAGUUGGCGGUCAAUUCAACAAGAGAAUGGGUACUCCUGCUUUACCUUUUUUGUGGGAGGUUCUGGUCCAAAUGCCCAAGAUCGAAAAAUACCAGUUGGCGGAUGAAAUCCAUACACUUGUCAACAAACACCGUGAGCUUUACUUUUUAAAUCUUCCUGAGUAUUAUCUAUCAGUAAGCGAAUCCACACUUAUCAACGCUGAUGCAAGCCGCGAUUAUUUAGCUAAUGUUUUUGAUCCGGUUGUGUAUAAGAAAAAAGAUUAUAAAUUUUUUGCAUCACCCAUUGACGCAGCAUUUGCAUCAGGAACCACAACAAAAAAUAUAGCAGAUAUUCCAGGCACGGCUACACCAGGCCACAUAGAUUCUCCAACACACUCAAGAGUUAAUCAAUCGACAAUGAUUGUGGGUGGAACGGCCACUCCUACUGAGUCUGUCAGUCACGGCCAAACUUUUGAAGACUAUGUAUCUGAAUUCUUAAAGAGUAAGGUUGAACGGAGCAACAGCAACAUUGGAAACAGCGGUAAGAAGUCGUCUUCAGUUGCUGAUAUCGAACUUGUUUUACCUAUAGUGGGAUACUUUAGUACACAAAAGAAAGAGUUGACACGAGAGUUUGUCUAUGAUCUGGUCAUGUCGCGUACAUUAAAUGCGAUAAUUGAUGAGGAAGCUGUUAAAUGUACGAAAGAUGAUAAGGAUGACAAGGAUGAUAAGGACAAUGAUAUGACUGUAGAUGAUAAGCCAGAAGAGUCAUAUUGGCUUACGUUUCGUCAUAAUUCUGCAGUGGAAGCUGAGACUGGACGUGAAUUGGAGUUAGAUGAGCAACUUUCUAAGCUGCGAUCGCGGCUUGAUCAAGUUGGUGCUGUGGAGCGGCUUGUAAGCGAAUGCGGGGGUUCAGGGAUUCCGCUACGAGAUGCAACAGUUAUUGGGGCAGUUGGUGGUUUACAAACAGGCCAUCACAAGAUGGCACACAUUCCAGCUAGUGGUUCCGAAGUACCCUCUCUGCUUGAGAGUCCUGAGGCUGCAUUUUCCAAACCGUUGAUUCGUGGGGGACCAGGCCGUUCUGGAAAUGGGUUUUUAGAGCUUCCUGAAUUGUCUGAAAAGAAUGGACCACAAGCUGCUGCCAAUGCGGCUGCGAAACACUUUGCCUCACUCAUGUAUGCUGAACUAAAUGAGUACUAUCCUGAGGACCACGAAGAAAGGGAAAAGGAGAUAGAGGAAGAGUUUAUGAAUGAAGUUCCUAAUCGAUUAGUGAAAAAUAGAAAGGAAAACAAGUGGGCUCAUGGGUUUGGUCGCGAGCAGAGUCGGGAACGAAACCACAGACACGAUAUGCACUCUCGAGGGUCAUCUUUGGAGGGUCGUAGUAAUAGCAGAUUGCAUGGGCUUAUUAAUAAAGAGUCUACGUCGCUUAAACUACAGGAAAGUUCUGAGCAGCAGCUGGAGAGGGAAAAGCAAGGAGGCAAUAGCAAGAUUGAAGAGGAUGAGGAUGGGGAUGUUGAUUUGAGUUUUUAUGAUGAAGGCGAUGUUGAAGAAGAAGAAGAAGAAGAAGAAGAAGAUUUAGGGAUGGUAGGGGCUGAUGAGGAUGGAGAUGUUGAAUUGGAUGGGAUGACUGAUAAUGAUGAAGACGAUCAGGAGUGGACGCCGAGUAGAAGAUACAAUACAGUGACUAAGAAGGAAGCUACUGUUGUGGAAGAAAGGGGAUCUGAUUCGGAUGAACAGAUGGGCGAUGAGGAUGAUGAGGAUGAUGAUGAUGAAAAGGAGAGUAGUGAUGGUGAGAAUUAA
Molecule: messenger RNA, 2934 nt
Organism: Magnusiomyces paraingens
Lineage: Eukaryota; Fungi; Ascomycota; Dipodascomycetes; Dipodascales; Dipodascaceae
Exons: 3
Coding region: 1-2934 (977 amino acids)
Source: RefSeq, a predicted model, not a curated record